Molecule: messenger RNA, 855 nt
Organism: Daldinia childiae
Lineage: Eukaryota; Fungi; Ascomycota; Sordariomycetes; Xylariales; Hypoxylaceae
Product: Formyltetrahydrofolate deformylase
Exons: 1
Coding region: 1-855 (284 amino acids)
Biological process (GO): 'de novo' IMP biosynthetic process
Molecular function (GO): formyltetrahydrofolate deformylase activity
Source: RefSeq, a predicted model, not a curated record
AUGGCUUCAAACGAUGAUCAUAUCCUUACGCUGUCAUGCCCGGACAAGCCUGGCAUCGUUCACGCCGUCACUGGCCUCUUGGCAAACCAUGGUCUCAAUAUUCUAGACUUACAACAAUUCUCAGACCGGACGUCUAAGAAGUUUUUCAUGAGAGUCCGUUUUGGCCAUGCUGAGUCAACGGCUAACUUAGAUGAGCCAAUGGCGAAGCUCGCGGCGGAAAUGGAGAUGGACCAGUACGACUUACGGUCGACGAGCCAGAAGCCCAGGGUCUUGAUCAUGGUGUCUAAAAUUGGACACUGUCUGAAUGACUUAUUAUUCAGGGCCAAGUCAAACCAGCUGGGCAUUGAGAUCCCCUUAAUAGUCUCCAAUCACCCGGACUUUAAGCCCCUAGCCGAGAGCUACGGGAUCGCAUUCCACCAUCUCCCCGUAACCAAGGAGACGAAGCUUGAACAAGAACGCCAGAUUCUAGACCUGAUUAAGCAGGAAAAUAUCGACCUGGUGGUGCUGGCACGCUAUAUGCAGGUCCUAAGUCCUGGACUGUGCUCAGCGAUGAGCGGCAAGAUCAUCAACAUCCACCACAGCUUCUUACCGUCGUUCAAGGGGGCAAAGCCGUACCACCAGGCCUACGAGCGCGGCGUCAAGAUCAUUGGUGCCACGGCGCAUUUCGUCACGGCGGAUCUAGACGAGGGCCCGAUCAUCGAGCAGAGAGUCGCGCGCGUUGACCACAGCAUGAGCCCUAAGGAGUUGGUCGAGGAGGGAAGCAAUGUCGAGAGCCAGGUCUUGGCUGCAGCUGUCAAGUGGUGGAGCGAGAAGCGUGUAUUUUUGAACGGGCAUAAGACUGUUGUAUUCAACUAG